This is a messenger RNA of Coregonus sp. 'balchen', 2603 nucleotides long. The record is from the annotation of a GenBank genome assembly. Lineage: Eukaryota; Metazoa; Chordata; Actinopteri; Salmoniformes; Salmonidae.
AUGGUGGGAAUGAAGCCCUCUGAUACACCCCCUACCCUGGGGGUGAAGCUGCUGAGUGCUGGGACAGCGGCCUGUAUCGCUGACCUGGUCACCUUUCCCCUGGAUACAGCCAAAGUCAGACUCCAGGUACUGGUUCAAUGCCCAUCACCAGCCCUGAAGACUUGAGUCUGACCCGCUGGUUAACUUGUCUGCAUGCAUCUCCAGUGUUCACUGUAACAUUUACACUUGCUGUCAUGAGAGCUUAGUUGAGUGGCUUUCACAAGUGUUGCGAGGUAAGCUCUUGUGAGUACUGUGGAGGCUAUUGUAGGUACACCAUUGUUUUUAGUUCUUACUGUGGCAUUGCAAUCUUGUUUACUUGUGAAUAGUUUGAUUUUUACUGGUACCUCCUGUAACACUGAUUCUUGUGCGGACCUCCGUUAACACUGACACUUGUGAACCCCAGAUUCAGGGAGAAAAGGUGGCGUCGGAAGCUACCAAGGGCAUCCGCUACAGGGGGGUGUUUGGGACAAUCAGUACCAUGAUCCGGACGGAGGGGCCCAGGUCGCUGUAUAACGGUCUGGUGGCGGGCCUACAGAGACAGAUGUGCUUUGCCUCCAUCAGGAUCGGCUUCUACGACAACGUCAAAAACUUCUACUCUGGCGGAGCAGACAGUAAAUUAGGAUAAAAACAGUUAUUAAUCAGAGAUAAUAAUCUGUGAUCUAUGACAUAUUUUGUACCAAGAGAAGAAGCAUCAUACAGUACCUCAAUCAUCAUCCUUUCAGUACUUAACAAACCCUCUUACCCCCUCUUCCCCUGUCCUAUCCCAGCUGCAAAUAUUGGUAUCCGUAUCUUGGCCGGCUGCACCACGGGGGCCAUGGCUGUGUCGUUCGCCCAGCCCACUGACGUGGUGAAGGUUCGCUUCCAGGCCCAGGUCAACCUGACCGGGGUGGAUCGCCGCUACACGGGCACGAUGCAGGCCUACAAACACAUUUUCAACCAUGAGGGCAUCCGCGGACUCUGGAAAGGUUAGUCAGUACAACCCUGGGCCCCAUUGGUUGAUUUGCCAGUAACACCGAUCCCCAUUGGUUGUGUUGCCGCUAACCUUGAGCCCCAUUGGUUGUGUUUGUCCAUAGUGGAACUGUUUGCAUAGAAAAAAACAAAGAUUGCUGCCUAUGGCAGUAUGUCACUCUCAUCCAAUGUCAGGGAUGUACAGAUAUUAAUCGGAGCAUAUGCUGCUAAGUUUCUGAUAUCAAGGUGGGACAGAACUUGAGUGCAUCUGAAUGUGAAGCUUAGCAGGAUGUUGUUGAUUUUUCUAGGGCCUUUUUCUAAUGAUAGACUGGUGGUUUAAUUCUGGUAUAACGAUUGGGGUUAUUAACCAACCAACCUGCUUCUUGUUCACUCCAGGCUGUCUACCCAACAUCACUAGGAACGCUCUGGUCAACUGCACAGAGCUUGUGACCUAUGACCUCAUUAAGGAGGCCAUUCUUAGGCACAACGUGUUAUCGGGUGAGUGGGUGCUAUUGGUGCAUACAGUCACAGCGAGACAGCUGAACUGGACAGAAGUCCACACACCCUCUCACACUUUUGUCUUCCAUGUGUCUCGCAAGCCUGAUAACAGAGUACAUAGUGCUCUGUCCAGCUAUGGAAUAACACAUUGUGAACGGGCUAACACUUAUCCAAAGGGUUUUUUAUUGCACCUUUUACAACAAAGCGGUAUAAACCAGAGAUAUGGAUUUCCUGCUGGGCUUGAGACAGAGGCCUUAUACAGUACAGUGUAUCUGCAUGGCACUACUUGAACAUUAACUUUAGUGCCUGCAUUACUGUUUUACAACUGUGCCCAUUGAUAUCUUUGUGACAGUGUUUCAAAAGGGCUCUUGAUGACCGUUUUCCCACAGAUAACCUCCCGUGCCAUUUUGCGUCUGCGUUCGGCGCCGGCUUCGUUACCACCUGCAUUGCCUCUCCGGUGGACGUGGUGAAGACACGGUACAUGAACUCUCCGCCGGGCCAUUAUAAGAGUGCCAUCAACUGUGCCUGGACCAUGGCCACCAAAGAGGGACCCACGGCCUUCUACAAAGGGUGAUCUCACUAACAGUCACACACACUGUACAAACAGACCGGUGUCCUCCUUAACGGUUUAACAAGCAUCAGUCUGUUGAUAGAACAAGGAAUUUGGAUGUAGUUCUACAUUUUAGAGUCCCCCCUGUUUUGGGUGGUUACCUUGACACUGUAAUUAUACCAGAGGAGGCUGAUGGGAGGAGAUAUAGGAGGACAGGCUCAUUGUAAUGGCUGGAAUGGAUUGGUAUCAAACAUAUUGAAACCACGUGUUUGGGUCCAUUCCAUUAAUUCCAUUCCAGCCAUUGCAAUGAGCCAGUCCUCCUAUAGCUCCUCCCAGCAGCCACCUCUGAACUCUACUAAGGAAAACCUUGGAGCAUUAUGAGGGCUCUUUAGUGGAAAGUAUCUCCCAGACAGGCCAACUAAUGUUUAAUUUGUCCUCUUUUGUUCCCUUUAGAUUCGUGCCCUCUUUUCUAAGGCUGGGCUCGUGGAAUGUUGUGAUGUUCGUGUCAUUUGAGCAGCUCAAGAGAGUCAUGAUGAUAGGAAAGAAGAAGAUGGAGGACAAAAGUUAA